AUUCUUACGUAUGCCUUUUGGCCUGAAGGGGGCAGCGCAAAGUUUUCAGAGGCCGAUGGACUCGGUGUUACGUGGCCUCGAGUUCGUGUUCGUUUAUCUGGAUGACAUUUUGGUUGCCAGUGCAUCCGCAGACGAGCACCAAUCACAUCUGAAACAGGUUUUCCGACGCCUUGAGGAACAUGGCUUGAUUGUCAACACCGCAAAGUGCCAUUUGGGAUUGCCGGUGAUCGAUUUCUCAGGCCACCACAUUUCGUCACAAGGUGCGGUCUCUUUGUCCUCUAAGGUGCAGGCAAGUGAAUUCUUGCCCAAAGAUUCCGUACCGCAGCGGCAACCAGCUACCAAGCUUGUUUUGUUUGAUAAUGCUCUCGCUCCGGGUCCUGUCCACCACUGUUUUCAAAAAUUGUUCGCCCCUGCAGAACUCAAGUCGGCUAGUUUUGUUUUUGUGUGUCACGAUUCUCACCGCUCUCCCCUACAACCUCCUUACGAUGGACCUUUUCGCAUGCUUGAGACAGGUUCUAAGCAUUUCGUUCUGGAAAUGGGUAGGCGUAGAGAACGGGUUACAGUAGAUAGGCUUAAACCAGCACACAUGGUAGCAGACGAAGCUAUGCUUCCGGUCCAGGUUCCCCGCAGGGGUCGUACUCCUUCAAAGAAUCCGGUUGUUUCUUCACCUGUUGUUUGUCCUAAGUUAAGGUACAGCCGUUAUGGCAGACUGAUUAAGCCUGUGCUAGAAAACUGAUUUCUGUAUUGGGAGUCCCUUCUGGGUGUUCGGGGGGUGGGGGGCUGUGUAGCAGGCACUGCAAGGGAUGCCUCUCACCCUACAGGACUGUGGGCUGGGGGUAUGGGUACGGUACUUCUGUUUUGGCACGCCGAGUCGUUAGACAGUUGAGUUGUUUUGUGCUCUGGGAAUAAAGUGUUCAAACCCACUCUCGAUUCCUGCACUUUCUUCGUCCUGCUACACUGUGUCCCUUUGCUGUGCUAACAAAAGAGCAGCCAACCCAAACAGGUUGGUGUUCACGGUUUGGUGUUAUAGACAAUCAAAAGUUAGGAGAACUAUAAUCUAGUGUGUACUUGUGUCCUAAGUACUCAUUGUGAUAUUUCACAACAUUCUUCCAUCCUGAUUGGAAAAUUCCCAAAGAAAAAAAAGGUUGACAAACAUUUCCAGCUGUUUCUUGUAAAACAUAGAGAACUGAGGAAUUGUUUCCACAAUAACAACCAGACAAUUGGUUUCUUGUCAAUGUUCAACUGGCCACACCCUGACAAACGAUUUUAAUACAAAAGCUUUUUUCCCCAUGAGUCCCCUUGGACAACACAUCCAUUUUUAUUUAUCUGAAGUGAAGAGUCCUGCCUUAUCCUCGAUGAUGUCACAACAUCCUUAAAAGAUUCACUCAUUUUCUGGGUUGAUUCAAACUACAGUCGUCAUAGCCGAGUGGGGAGAGACAACAAGGACGUAAGAAUACAACAGAAGCAAUGAAAGAAUAUAUUACUUGUAUUUGUGUUUAUUUUCUGCUCAAUGAUUAAAAACAAAUUAUAUACUGAAGUAUUAUAGUGUAAAUGCACAGUUGAUAGUUUUGAGUGGCUAACUGUUACAGUAUACCGUGAUCACUUCUUUAGUUGUUCUGUCACUGACUGUUCUGACUUUUCUUGUGACAUUAAACGGUUGGAGAUUUUAACUUGCUUUUGUAUUAGGAUGAUGGAAAACUACACGUACAACAGUUUCACACUCCAAGUGGAGGGGCUUCUUCUUUCUGAAGAAAUGACAUAUCCAACGUUCCUGAUCUUCUUGUUCUCCUACAUUUUCAUAAUUGUUACUAAUGUAGGAAUUGUGGUUCUGAUUUUUGUGGACAAAAGUCUUCAUCAGCCAAUGUACUUGCUUUUUUCCAACCUACCACUAAAUGACAUUCUGGGAAAUUCUAUCCUAGUGCCUCGUUUGCUGCUAGACAUUUUGCGACCCUCCUCUGAACGACUCAUCAGUUAUUAUGAAUGUGUGGUUCAAGCUUUCACCACACACAUGUAUGGCACUACCACUCACACCAUUCUCAUCAUUAUGGCAUUUGACAGAUACGUGGCCAUCUGUCAACCACUGCGUUAUGCUUCCAUAAUGACCAACAGAAUGGUGAUCAAGCUGACGGUCUCUGCCUGGGGGGUGGCCUUAGUCUUAGUGUCUGUUUUACUUGGUUUGACUGUAAGACUCAGCAGAUGCAGGACUUUGAUCAAAGGGUCCUACUGUGACAAUGCUUCACUGUUUAAACUCUCCUGUGACAGUGUGGUCAUAAAUAAUGUCUAUGGCCUCACCUUCACUGUGGCUCUGUUCACAGCUUCUAUUGGCAGCAUUGUUUUUACCUACACUAGAAUCACUAUAGUCUGUCUAACCAGUAAGAACAAGUCACUGAACAGUAAGGCCCUGCAGACUUGUAGCACUCACCUGGUGCUGUUUCUAAUUAUGGUGUUUUGUGGACUGUCCAACAUUGUUCUCCAUCGCUUCCCUGAGACGACAGAGUACAGAAAACUCAUGGCCAUUCUGUUUCACAUUAUUACCGGCAGCCUCAACCCAGUUAUAUAUGGACUACAGUCGAAAGAAAUAAGAAAGUUUCUGUCACAACUGUUUGAGUCCAAAAAAGGUUAAUUCAAUAAUAUUAUACAAAACUAUGUUUGGAGAAUGUCUAUUACAUAGAGUGGGAAAAGACUGAAGUCAUGUAUAAUGAUGAGAUUAUAUAAAUGUUGUAAGGAGUAACACUUGGAAUAAAGUAUGAAGAAAAUAUUGCUGCUGAAGUCUAACUGUGGCUGAAGUUUACCAGUUACUACUCAUAGUAAUCUUCCUAUGAGAAGUAACUGUUAAAUAUUUUCAUCAUUAUCGUUAAAUAUGUUAAAUAUUAUGAUUUACCUUCAACAUACUGUACUUACAAAAGCAGAACUAUUUAAGGUGGACGUAACAUUAGCUACUGAAACACAAGGCCAAAAUCCAUUUGAUUUCGUGUGGAACACAACUGCAGUUGCCAACAAAAAUAACUAUCUAUUACCACAAGGUUUUAGCAGUUACUGUCACUUUCAAUAGUGGCUCACAUGGGACUUGUUACUGAAUAUGACUCUACAUCUGCUGUAUUAGCUGCUGAUCUUAGCCAGGACAAUGCUAAUGCUGCUUCAAAGUGCUCACAAGUUAUGUUGAAAAUGAACAUUAACUCCUAUGAAUGUCUAAACAAACAUAUUUACUCCUUAUUAAGAUUUAUUCAUCUUUAAAAGUAUUCGGUCUACGUAUAUA
Cynoglossus semilaevis (tongue sole) is the source of this 3256-nucleotide messenger RNA. RefSeq names its product olfactory receptor 146-like. Gene Ontology annotation, molecular function: G protein-coupled receptor activity; olfactory receptor activity; odorant binding. NCBI's taxonomy places the organism in Eukaryota, Metazoa, Chordata, Actinopteri, Pleuronectiformes, Cynoglossidae. Gene Ontology annotation, biological process: G protein-coupled receptor signaling pathway; detection of chemical stimulus involved in sensory perception of smell. Gene Ontology annotation, cellular component: membrane. Bases 1688 to 2623 code for a protein of 311 amino acids. The transcript has a single exon. The record is from RefSeq and is a predicted model, not a curated record.